Messenger RNA from Hydatigera taeniaeformis, 732 nucleotides. NCBI's taxonomy places the organism in Eukaryota, Metazoa, Platyhelminthes, Cestoda, Cyclophyllidea, Taeniidae. The record is from the annotation of a GenBank genome assembly.
GAUUCCUACGCUCUUGUUGUUCGAGUGCCACUAACAGCCGAGGACACGGAGCCCGUGAGGACGUUCCUCUUGAACCGUGUGAAGGGUGGAGACGCAGUUCACUUAAAGGGCUUUGAGAGUGAACCCAUAUUCCCCUCUUUGGCGGCUUUUGUGCACGACCAUACUAUUCACCAAGGUGCUCUUCCCGUCCUUCUCAAGCUGCCCAUGAGAAGCGCACUCUCAAGCAACUACCUAGCCGGACAACAGAGCCCCUUACCGGGUCGCCAAACUUCCGGCGGCUUGGAUUUCGUUUGUGACGUUUUGUAUUUGGGAAGUAUGGACGUCUUCCCACUGCAAGGGGAGUCAGCCGUCAGACGAGCGGUAGAACAGGUGCUCUCACAGGCUAACAAUCCCACCAAGGGACUGAAGAAGAAAUGUGAGGCAACGGUGCUCUGUUCAGUUGACAAGGGCAUUACAAUUGUCGACAAAAACAGCACCCGUUUCACAAAGAAAUCAAUCCCUGCCAACAAGAUCCUCUACUGUGCCUACGAUCCUGAGGAACGAGUAUUCAAUGCUAUUGAAUUGAAGAAUCGUGGGGUCGCCGAUUCUCUAAUUUUCGCGAUAGUUGUGAAGAAGACACGUUUCACCAUGACAGAGCACGCAGCCUACGUGAUGUGCCAAUUGGAGCCGAACCAGCCGAGCUCAAAUCUCAUCAAUUUCAUUAAUCAACACCUACCUGUCCACUUCCGUUAA